UUUCCUUAUCUCCUUCAGAUCCAAAGUUCUCAGUUUCCCCAGAAAUUCUGUUUCAUACUGGAAAUAAAGUUUAUUUUGAAAAAAGGUAUUGCUUCCUUAGGCCGACCAAAACAAGAGAAUAGGGAAGAGCUGAAAUACCAAGCAGGAGUCCACAGAGGAACCUGCCCUGCCUCAUCGAAAAUAGUAUCACUGCGGUAGGGAGACCCUUGGAUUCUACUAAGGGGAAUUCAUGAGAACAAACCAUUUCAGAGAGGCUUUACAAAAACAGAUUAGAGAGAAGACAGAGGGGCCCCAAGAGAGAUGGCCUCUCCCCUCCAGCAGGAACACCCCAGCCUCCAACAGAUACAGCAGCAAGAGGCCCAGAGGACGAAAGCCGAGGCAGGAUGGGUGCAAGGCAGGGGUGGAGGGGGAGGGGCCAGCCCAGGCUAUACCAGUGGGAGUGGCUCCACCCUGCCUACCUCAGAGCCAUGGGGAGCCGGGGUCCUGGUGGGCUGCCCCUGGUGCAGGCUCCCUACACAGUUCUGCUGCUGCCACUGGGGACAAGCCGCCAAGACCCAGGGGCCCAGAGCUUCUUUCUCUGGCUGCAGAGAAUGCAGGCUCUGGAGAGACAACAGGAUGCCCUGUGGCAGGGACUGGAGCUGCUAGAGCAUGGCCAGGCCUGGUUUGAAGACCGUCUGAGGGAGGCGCAGCAACAGCAGCUGCACCUGGGGGCCCUUGGUGAGAAUUUUCUAACAGAUUUGCACUCAGAGACUUGUGGCCCCCAGUUAGCCCAGAUCCAAAAGGUGAACAUCUGUUUGCAGAAUCUGAUUCAGGAGAAGUUCUCCCCAAGUCCAUUCAAUAAGGCUAGUUCCCACACCACUCAGGACCGGAAGGAAAGGUCAAGGAAGCAGAAUUUGUGGCAGCAACAGGUAAACUAUAGGGGUGAGGGGGAGGAAAGAAGCCCCACCCCACAUGGUAGGGAGGAGCCCAGAUGCCCAGUCUGUUUCUCUCCUCUUUUCCAGGAGUUGCCAAGGCAGCAGACAGGAGUCACCCAGCCAAAGGGUGAGAUGGCCCAGCCCAGUUGCACCAAGGGGCAAAGGGGCCCUACCCGUGUCUAAACCCUCCUCUCACUCCCCUCUGUCUGGUGGAGGAGACUGAGUCAGAAGCCCCAGUCUCCUUAUUCUG
Messenger RNA from Carlito syrichta (Philippine tarsier), 1164 nucleotides. It is a transcript of the gene SAPCD1, whose product is annotated as suppressor APC domain containing 1. The record is from RefSeq and is a predicted model, not a curated record. The transcript is spliced from 4 exons. NCBI's taxonomy places the organism in Eukaryota, Metazoa, Chordata, Mammalia, Primates, Tarsiidae. The coding region runs from base 384 to 1097 and encodes 237 amino acids.